AAUAUGAGUUGGCAAAUAAGGUCAACAUUCAAGCCUAGAGCAAGACGAAAUGAUCAAAACUCUUUCCAGCUAGUUGGGCCUGUGGUUCAGCCCAGUAUUGAACAACGUCAGCAAGAGGAGCCACCAACUGAGCUUCAGGAUAGUAUGCCUGAUCAAGAGAAAAAAGAUAAAGUAGCACCUGUGGUUCAAGGAAAAUAG
Messenger RNA from Panthera uncia (snow leopard), 198 nucleotides. Its product is annotated as X antigen family member 3-like. The record is from RefSeq and is a predicted model, not a curated record. The coding region runs from base 4 to 198 and encodes 64 amino acids. NCBI's taxonomy places the organism in Eukaryota, Metazoa, Chordata, Mammalia, Carnivora, Felidae. The transcript has 3 exons.